Messenger RNA from Eutrema salsugineum, 2251 nucleotides. Its product is annotated as L-type lectin-domain containing receptor kinase IX.2. Bases 104 to 2137 code for a protein of 677 amino acids. NCBI's taxonomy places the organism in Eukaryota, Viridiplantae, Streptophyta, Magnoliopsida, Brassicales, Brassicaceae. Gene Ontology annotation, cellular component: plasma membrane. The record is from RefSeq and is a predicted model, not a curated record. The transcript has a single exon. Gene Ontology annotation, molecular function: protein kinase activity; carbohydrate binding; ATP binding. Gene Ontology annotation, biological process: protein phosphorylation.
GAAUCAGUGAUAGUGAUAUGUUGGAUGGACCCUCAAUUAAUUAGGCCUUCUUUUCUUGACCGCACUUUAGUUCUUGAUUGGAUUUUCCGUUCUUCUGUACUUGAUGAUUUUAGGCCAUCUUUUUUCUUAUCUUUCUUCUUCCUUCUCGAUGGCCUGUUCAAUCUUGUUCUUUUCCUUUUUCCUCCUCCUCCCUUUUGUUGUUGAUUCACUUUACUUCAAAUUUACUAGUUUUCGACCAGGUGAUGCCGGGAACAUUGUUUACCACGGGGAUGCAACGCCCGAUGAAAAUGGAACAGUCAACUUCAACAACGCUGCACGUACAUCUCAGGUUGGUUGGAUAACUUAUUCUAAGAAGGUGCCUCUAUGGAGUCCUAGAACUGGUAAGACUUCCGAUUUUAACACCAGUUUCUCCUUCAAAAUCGAUGCUCGUAACCUUUCAGCAGAUGGUCAUGGGAUAUGUUUCUUUCUUGCUCCUAUGGGAGCUCAACUCCCUGCUUACUCUGUUGGUGGUUUCUUGGGUAUGUUCACACGAGAGGAUAUUUACAAAUCUUCAUUCCCUCUCGUUCAUGUCGAGUUUGACACAUUCAACGACCCAGACUGGGAUCCUGGGAAUGUUGGAUCUCAUGUCGGGAUCAAUAAUAACUCGCUUGUUUCUUCCAACUACACCUCUUGGAACGCAAGUGCGCACAGCCAAGAUAUUGGUCAUGCGCAUAUCUCAUAUGAUUCUGUUGCAAAGAACUUAAGUGUGACUUGGUCUUAUGAACUAACAGCCUCCGCUGAUCCAAAGGAGAAUUCGAGCCUUUCUUACAUCAUCGACCUCGCAAAGGUUCUACCAUCGGAAGUUAUGCUCGGGUUUAUAGCCGCUGCGGGAACAAAUACAGAGGAACAUAGACUUUUAUCAUGGGAGCUCAGUUCAAGUCUGGAAAGCGAGAAAGCCAAUAACAGGAUAGGACUUGUAGUUGGCAUUUCGGUUUCCGGGUGUGUUUUCCUGACCUUUUUGGUCAUCACAACCGUGGUGGUUUGGUCGCGGAAGCAAAGAAAGAGGAAAGCAAGAGAGAUGACAAACAUGAUAUCGAUAAACGAAGACCUCGAAAGGGAAACAGGACCAAGAAAGUUUUCUUACAAGGAUCUCGUGUCAGCAACCAACGGGUUCUCACAGCUUAGGAAGCUUGGUGAAGGAGGGUUUGGAGCGGUUUACAGUGGGAAUUUGAAAGAAAUCAAUAUGAGGGUUGCGGUGAAGAAACUAUCGGGUGGUUCUAGGCAGGGGAAGAAAGAGUUUCUAAACGAAGUUAAGGUCAUCAGCAAACUAAGACACCGAAACCUGGUGCAACUCAUCGGUUGGUGUAAUGAAGAAAAUGAGUUUUUACUGAUAUACGAGUUAAUGCCAAAUGGUAGCUUGAACUCUCACCUCUUUGGUAAAAGACCACAAAUACUCUCGUGGGACACAAGGUACAAGAUAGCUCGUGGUCUAGCCUCUGCUCUGCUUUAUCUUCAUGAAGAAUGGGAUCAAUGUGUACUACACAGAGACAUCAAGGCAAGCAAUAUAAUGCUUGACAGUGAUUUCAAUGCAAAGCUAGGGGAUUUCGGGCUGGCUCGGGUUAUGAAUCAUAAGCUUGAUUCCCAUAAAACAGGAUUGGCUGGAACUUUUGGAUACAUGGCACCUGAAUAUGUGAUGACAGGAAGUGCAAGUAAAGAAUCUGAUAUAUAUAGCUUUGGAAUUGUUCUACUGGAGAUUGUGACGGGGAGAAAAUCGUUGGAGCGAACGAAAGAGGAAGAAGAAGAAGAAAACAGUGAUACAGAGAGUGAUGAGAAGAGUCUUGUGGAGAAAGUGUGGGAACUUUAUGGAAAGCAAGAAGAAACGUUGAUUUCAUGUGUAGAUGAGAAAUUGGGUGAGGAUUUUAACAGAGAAGAAGCUCAACGUCUUCUGGUUUUGGGGUUAGGGUGUGGUCAUCCUGAUAAAAACUCAAGACCUUCGAUAAAACAAGCGAUCCAAGUGCUGAGCUUUGAGUCACCAUUGCCUGAUAAUCUUCCAUUGAAGAGGCCUGUUGCUACGUAUUACACCUCGUCUUCUUCUUCUCCCUCGGUUAACUCAAGUGGAGCUUCAAUAACGUUCACAAGCCACGAAUUUGGUCGUUAACUCUAAAAAAUUCUCUCUAUGCUUUAUUUAAUAAUUGUGUUAUAUGCUUUUGAAGCAUCUCUAUUCUUUGUCAUUAUUUUUGGAGAUAUGAUUUUAUAAAACUCUUUUGUAACA